AGUAAUAAGAGGAAAAAGAAGAUGGCGGAGUCUACGUCACAGGACGCCCUCGCCUCCGGGGGAGAGGAGGAAGAGGAGGAGGACCCGGACUUUGAGGAGCUGCGUCCUCCCGAGAUGGACCCGCUGGCCGAACUGCUGGACCACGACGGGGAGAAGUGCGUCAUCCAGCAAGAUGGGGGAGACAAGAUGGACGUGUUGCCGCAUGGAGGGACGUGCUUCUCGUUCUCGCGCGUUCACGAGCCGAGCUGCAGCCUGCUGACGCCCAACCGGCUGCUUACGCUUCCCGACUGCCCCCUCGAGGUGAAGAUCGUCUCCGUCGAGCGGGACCACAGCAGCACGCACAUCCUCUACCCAAACCUGUACGUGAUCGAGCUUCGUCACGGCGACUUCCAGUGGUCCAUCCGGCGUCGGUACAAGCACUUCCAGCAGCUCCACCAGCAGCUGCAGAUGUACCGCGCGGCCAUGUCCAUCCCGCUGCCCACCAAGAAGCACCGCGAGCGGCGGCGCAGCUACCGCGAAGACAACGCGCGCAGGCCGCUGCCUCGCUUUCCCAAGAAGCCCGAGAGCCUGCUGUCUCAGGAAGAGGUCCAGCAGAGGGCGGAGCAGCUGGAAGCCUACCUGAGCAACCUGGUCAUGGUUCCAGCCUACAGGAUGAACCCGCAUACGAUGCAGUUCCUCGAGGUGAGCCACCUGUCGUUCGUGGGCGGCCUGGGUCCCAAGGGCCGCGAGGGACUCGUCUACAAGAGGUCCGGUGGACACCACAGUGCCAGGGGCUGCGUCCGCCUCCACUUUCUCUUCUACCAGUGCUGCAGCAGGUGGCGAAAGAGGUGGCUAAUCGCGAAGGACACCUGCGUGUUGUACGUCCGCCCUCGCGACGGCGUCAUCAAGUCGGUGCUCCUGAUGGACCAGGGCUUCCAGGUCCAGUCCGGCUUCAUGGCUACGGGGGUCAACCACGGCCUGCUCGUCACGAACCUCACAAGGAACCUCCUGGUGAAGUGCUGGACGAAGCGUAAGGAGCGGGAGUGGAAGGACCACCUGCAAGAGUUGGCCAAGACGUCGGGCCGCGACUUCACGCACCCGAACCGAUACGACGCGUUCGCCCCGGUCCGCACCGCGAGUCGCUGCCGUUGGUACAUCGACGGGUCCAAAUACUGCGAAGCGGUGGCCAACGCCAUCGACAUGGCGCGGGAGGAGAUUUUCAUUGCCGACUGGUGGCUCACCCCCGAGAUCUAUCUUAAGCGUCCCGUGGUGCCAAACAACCGUUGGCGAUUGGACCAGCUUCUGCAGAAGAAAGCUGAGGAAGGCGUGAAGGUGUUCGUGCUCCUGUACAAGGAAGUGGAAAUGGCGCUCAACAUCAACAGCCUUUACAGCAAGCAGAAGCUGGCGGCCAUGCAUCCCAACAUCAAGAUCCUGAGGCACCCAGACCACGUAACUGGUGGCAUCCUCCUCUGGGCUCACCACGAGAAGCUGGUGGUCAUCGACCAGAAGUUCGCCUUCCUCGGAGGGCUAGACCUGUGCUACGGACGCUGGGACGACUUCAACCACAGGCUCACAGAUGUAGGUGGAAUUGAAAUGCAGAGGCAGAUCUCCAAAUCGGAGCAGCCUGAAGUCAGCACAUCUAUGAGCGAGGUGGCGAACAGACUUCUCGCGUCGCACCGGUUACGCAAGCAGCAGCAAUCCGGUGGUGACGCCGGGCUCACCGAAGGUUACGGGACGACCGACGCUGCGGAUGGCGGCGGCGACGCGACAACGCCAGGCACCGCCACCGACGCUGACGCCAGGAACCGAGGCAGGCGCUCCCUGUUGGGCGGCAGGCUCUCCACGGGUGCCGCAGCCGGCGGUGGCACCGUCUACGUCGACCAAGAAGAGGGUAGGGUGGUCGUCGGCGAUGACGGCUCGUCCAGAAUCGCGUCCAACCUGAUGCGCGCCAGGCGCGUAUUCCGAGCUGUCACGGCAUGCCAGAAGCUAAAGAAGCAGCAACAACACGAGGGUAUGCAAGCCUUCCAUCGGCACACACGAAGGGGAUCCCUGGACUCGCUCAAUACGCCCUGCGAUGUGCCCCGCUCAGAGCUGCGGGCCAGCUCUCUGGAAGACGACCUGGGUCUCCAAGGAUCCGCCAAGUACUGGCUCGGCAAGGACUACACGAACUUCAUCUUCAAGGACCUCACCGAAGUGGACAACCCUUUUGUCGACAUCGUGGACCGCAACGUGACGCCCCGGAUGCCGUGGCACGACAUCGGAGCGGCCGUCAGUGGCGCCGCCGCGCGGGACAUCGCGCGACACUUCGUGCAACGCUGGAACUUCACCAAGGUGCGUCCAUGCACUAUUUUAUGUGCCUGA
Rhipicephalus sanguineus (brown dog tick) is the source of this 2340-nucleotide messenger RNA. RefSeq names its product phospholipase D1. The transcript is spliced from 18 exons. Gene Ontology annotation, biological process: cell motility; phosphatidic acid biosynthetic process; intracellular signal transduction. The record is from RefSeq and is a predicted model, not a curated record. NCBI's taxonomy places the organism in Eukaryota, Metazoa, Arthropoda, Arachnida, Ixodida, Ixodidae. Gene Ontology annotation, molecular function: D-type glycerophospholipase activity; phosphatidylinositol binding. The coding region runs from base 22 to 2340 and encodes 772 amino acids.